This is a messenger RNA of Aegilops tauschii subsp. strangulata, 348 nucleotides long. RefSeq names its product ethylene-responsive transcription factor 3-like. Gene Ontology annotation, molecular function: DNA binding; DNA-binding transcription factor activity. Lineage: Eukaryota; Viridiplantae; Streptophyta; Magnoliopsida; Poales; Poaceae. Gene Ontology annotation, biological process: regulation of DNA-templated transcription. The record is from RefSeq and is a predicted model, not a curated record.
AUGUCGAUGCGCCACCUGGGCGCUUUGGAUUUUCGCGGAGUCCGCGAGCGCCGCUCCGGCGCCUUCUUCUCCGAGAUCUGGUUUGGCGAGAAACGCCUCGGUCUCGGCACCUUCGACACCGCAGAGGAUGCGGCCCGCGCGUACGACGCGGCGGCGUGGCGCCUCCGGCGGCCUCGUCGGAAGAUGAAUUUUCCCGACGUGUCGACGAGCCAGCGGGCACAGGAUCUCGCACCUCUCCCGCGGCUUUUCACCGACGAGGAUCGUCGUUGCAAGCUCUCCAUCUCCAUCCCAAUUCCAUUCUUCUCUUGUCGAUCUUUGCUUUCUACUGUGAGGCGUAUGUCGGCGUGA